GAGCUUCUGGACAGCGUUCAAAUGUCAUCAUGAGGAUCUUUCAGCUUCACGUUUAUCUACUUGUGUGCUGUGGAGCUGCAGAAGGUUUCAUCGAGAAGUCGGUGAAUUUGGGACAAAAUGUGACUCUAAAGUGUGAGGUGUCUAUAAAUUAUGUGUUCUGGUUCCUGAUGAAGCCGUCAGAACCUCCAGUUAAUAUAUUACGCUCUUACUCAAGCCUGUCCUUGUGGGCAGAAUACAGUAACACGACCUUCAGCAAGACUUUCUCACUGCAAUAUAACAGCAGUUUAUUUAUUCACAAUAUCAGUAUGAAUGAAUUAGGAGUGUAUUAUUGUAUUCAAACUGGUUCAUCUCCCAACAUCAGCAGUGGAAUCAGACUUUACAUCCAGAAUCACUCAGCUGAGAAUCAGGGGUGUAAAAUUGAGCAGAGGCAGAAUCAGUCAGUCAGUACACCUGGAGAAACCUGGAAAACCUUCGUUCCCAUUCUCAUCAUAUCAGUAAUAAUGAACCUGGCUCUGGCUGUUACAGUUACAGUUUUUACAGUUCGUCACUGCAGAAGAUCUCCAAAAGCUCCAGCACAAGCUCCAGAUCCUGGUUUACAACUGUGUCAGGACGCCAGCCUUGUGUAUGCUCAGGUGCAGCACGUACCGACGAAAGGACGCAUCAGGACAACUGAACUCAACAGCACAUACGCACUCCUGCAGCCUGCGAAACCGUGACCCGACGCAACACGUGGACUUCACGAAGGUCAUCACAGGCAGAAAGAAGCCCCGCUCCUACAGCUACUGAUAUGUAAUGGACAAUUCACACAAGUCAUUUUGUAAAAUCCGACGAAUUGAUUCACAAGCAUGAACAAACCUUUUUAGACUUUUUGAAGGCCUAAAUUUAUAGAACAGCCCUAAAGUGCUUUUCUGAUGCUGUUCGAGUUGUGAAUUAAACCUGGAGUCACUUAAGGAGACGAUCUGGAAGAUUUGAAUAAGUGAGUCAUUGGACUGAAGUGAGUCGCGAUUCAGACACUUAAGGGUUCUGAGUAGAAUGUCAGCCAUUUUGAGAAACAUAAAAAAAGGAAGGAGGGGGCGAGCGUUGUUGUCCCGCUGGCCAUGAGAUUUCCCAGAAUGCACUGACAGUGUUUCAGUUUAAACCCUGAGGUACCGUUAUCCUGCGGUUCGACUGGCCUCGAUAGUGUGGGAAGUUACAUCAUUUCAGACUUCUGUGCAUUUGAGCUACAAAGUUGGGAAGAAACCACAGACGUCUCCAUGCCGGCUAACUGCAAUGUAAAGCAAUGUAUAGUUAGUGUUAUAGAUUUAACAAAUUGAUCUAAAGUAAAUACCUGUAUACACUCAUUUAAAAGUAAGAAUUUGUUUGCUGAAGCUGCCAUUUUGAUUUGCCUCCCAAAGUUUGAACUGCAGCAGUGAUGCAGGUAAUAUAUUAGCAUUUUCAACUAAGAUUUUUAAACACUGACUAUUUUAAAAUAUUUUGUUUCAAGGUGAGAUGAAGCAAAUCUAAAUUAAAUGCUUUUAAUGGGAAAUUAUACUGAAACCUCACCUACUAACUGGGAAACAAUUACUCUAAACAUUGUGAGUCUGUGAUAUGGGUAUUGUUAAAGAUUUGUGCAUUGUGCUCAGCUCUGUCUUUCCCCCCCCCCCAUCUGUGGUUUUUGCGCCACUGCCACUGCGCAAGAUUGAGUUGAAGGCAGUCUGGCCUUGGAGGAAGUGGCAGAAAGGGCUUUGCUACGUGUGAAUUGUGGCUGAAGUGUAUUGAGUCUCCUUUUUGAAUAGUUUCUCAUUCAUUUCUUAAUCUUUUACUGAACAUGAGUUUUAAAAAAAAAGUGAUUCUUUGAGUCAGGCUCGUUUGAACACACCACUGAGUCGUACUCAUGAGAAUUCAUGUUAAGUCACGUGAUUCAACCACAAACUCUCCAGAAUAUAUUAGUGAAAAGUGAUAACAGUUUCUGAGAAUUCUCACUUCAAAAGAUCAGAUUCUUAGACAUGAUGACUGGUGGGAAAGGGCUGUAGUGUGUUUGUGGGUUUGGUACGAGCUUGUCCUCGAAAACCAAAGUUCCUUUUUCACAAUAAAUAGCAUGUGACCCUGCCAGAAGCCAUUCUCCACUUUUAUCUGUAAUUCAUCAGCAAGUUUUAUUUCGGCUGAACUUCAGUCAUAUGAUUGAUGGAGGAGAACAGGGGAAAAAAAAAGUUUCAGAUGAACAUAGCCGGGGACGGAGGAGGGCUGAGAAACUAAUCAAGAUCAAACACAUUUCAUAAAAUAUCUCCUCAAUCAUUUUGUUCUUUUGUCACCGUGACUCACUACUACAUGUCAUAAAAUAAACAUUCAGUUGUAACCAA
Molecule: messenger RNA, 2339 nt
Organism: Neoarius graeffei (lesser salmon catfish)
Lineage: Eukaryota; Metazoa; Chordata; Actinopteri; Siluriformes; Ariidae
Exons: 5
Coding region: 30-716 (228 amino acids)
Source: RefSeq, a predicted model, not a curated record